AUGCGGGAGUCCACUGACCUGGAAAAAGGCGGGGAAACCAACACCACAGUAUCUCCAGAGCAGGAAGAGGUCUCCCCUUCGCAGGAUCAAGAAGAUCUCCCCAAAGACCCGAAUUUGGUCAGUUGGGAUGGCCCCGAUGAUAUCAACAAUCCCUUCAACUGGCCGGUCAAGAAGAAAACGCGCCAACUGGUGUUGAUGGCAUUCAACACCUUCAUAACUCCGCUGGCCUCGUCCAUGUUCGCUCCUGGAGUCGCCGACGUGAUGCGCGAAUUCCACUCCACCGACACCAUGCUCGCCUCCUUUGUCGUCUCCGUCUUUGUGCUCGGGUACAUGGUCGGCCCUUUUCUGACCGCUCCUCUGUCGGAAAUGUACGGCCGCGUGCCUCUAUACCACGCCUGCAACAUCCUCUUCCUCAUAUUCACCAUCGCCUGUGCUGUGGCGCAGAGCCUGCCGCAGCUGAUCGUCUUCCGGCUGCUGGCAGGCGUUGCCGGUGUGUGUCCGUUGACCAUUGGUUCGGGGACGGUGGCGGAUAUGAUUCCCAAGGAGAAACGGGCCGGGAUCAUGGCCAUCUGGGCUUUGGGGCCUAUCCUAGGACCGGUGAUUGGGCCUGUGGCGGGAGGAUUUCUGGCCGAAGCGGAGGGAUGGCGCUGGGUGUUUUGGGUGAUUGCUAUCGCGACCGGGGUCAUGACCGUCGGCUGCAUGUUCGCCUACCGCGAAUCCUACGCGCCCGUCCUUCUCCGCCGCAAAGCCGCCCUCCUGCGCAAGGAGACCAACAACCCGUCGCUCUACUCGAUCCACGACAGCACGCCUGCUCACCCGUCCCCCCAUCGUCUUCCUCAUCUCCCUCUUCGCCGCCAUCACUACGGCUACCUCUACCUCAUGUUCACCACCAUCACCUCCAUCUUCGAAACCAAAUACCACUUCUCCCCGGGCCUGGCCGGCCUCGCCUACCUGGGCUUCGGCAUCGGCUGCGUCAUCGGCCUCCUCGUCUGCGGCGCCGUGGCCAACCACAUCGCCGUCGUCCACUCCGCCCGCGGCUGCUUCACCCCGGAGUCCCGCCUCCCGCCCAUGCUGGUCGGGUGCUGGUUCAUGCCCGCGGGGCUCUUCUGGUACGGCUGGGCCGCAGAGGCAGGGGUGCACUGGAUCGUUCCGAUCCUGGGGACGGGCGUCUUCGCCAUCGGGCUCAUGGCCGUCUUCAUGUCGGCGAAUACCUAUCUGGUCGAUUCCUAUCUCCUGCACGCGGCCUCGGUGACGGCCGCGAACACGGCGCUGCGGUCGUUGGUCGGCGCCGUGCUCCCGCUGGCGGGGCCGGCCAUGUACGAGGCGCUGGGGUUGGGGUGGGGGAACUCGCUGCUGGCGUUUAUCGCGCUGGCGAUGUGCGUGUGUCCGAUGCUGUUCUGGAAGUUUGGGGCGCAGAUCCGCACGCAUCCGAGGUUUCAGGUGAAAUUAUAG
Molecule: messenger RNA, 1452 nt
Organism: Aspergillus thermomutatus
Lineage: Eukaryota; Fungi; Ascomycota; Eurotiomycetes; Eurotiales; Aspergillaceae
Product: MFS transporter
Exons: 4
Coding region: 1-1452 (483 amino acids)
Biological process (GO): transmembrane transport
Molecular function (GO): transmembrane transporter activity
Source: RefSeq, a predicted model, not a curated record